Molecule: messenger RNA, 1416 nt
Organism: Ctenocephalides felis (cat flea)
Lineage: Eukaryota; Metazoa; Arthropoda; Insecta; Siphonaptera; Pulicidae
Product: T-box transcription factor TBX10-like
Exons: 8
Coding region: 1-1416 (471 amino acids)
Biological process (GO): cell fate specification; positive regulation of DNA-templated transcription; regulation of transcription by RNA polymerase II
Cellular component (GO): nucleus
Molecular function (GO): RNA polymerase II cis-regulatory region sequence-specific DNA binding; DNA-binding transcription factor activity, RNA polymerase II-specific
Source: RefSeq, a predicted model, not a curated record
AUGCAUACUUUGAGGGAAAUUGGAUCACUCGAAACAAAUCCUGGAGGAAAUAACCAGGGCUUGCUGAAUGGGCAAGAUUGCUGUUAUGCGGAACCAUGGUUGACACCAUACUGCGCUGGUACAACUCCUAUGAAGCAAAUUGAAGCAUGUUUACAAAGUGCAGGCCGAGACCGUGUCUCCUACAGCCCUCUUGAACACGCCGAUUCCGCAUCAAUGAGAAUCACAGACUCACCACUUUCGGAAAAUCACGAAAAAAAUACCAACACCGAUCAACCCUUGCCGGUUCAUGAAAAACUCCAAAAUGUUGGCGCUGUUUUAGAAAUGAAAGCUUUGUGGGAUGAAUUUAACGAAUUGGGAACAGAAAUGAUUGUUACCAAAGCAGGACGUAGAAUGUUUCCAACAUUCCAAUGUCGAUUAUACGGUAUGGAUCCUCAAGUCGACUAUAUGUUAAUGAUGGAUUUUGUUCCUGUAGAUGAUAAACGCUAUCGCUACGCCUUCCAUAGUUCGAGUUGGAUGGUGGCAGGUAAGGCGGAUCCAAUAUCACCUCCCAGAAUACAUUUGCAUCCAGAUUCACCAGCACCAGGAGCUCAAUGGAUGAAGCAAGUUGUUUCCUUCGAUAAAUUAAAAUUGACCAACAAUCAACUGGAUGAUAAUGGACAUAUAAUUCUGAAUUCAAUGCAUCGAUAUCAACCAAGAUUUCACGUGUUAUACAUGCCUCCACGAUCGAACAGAUCUGGUGUCUCCAACGAACCAAAAACCACAGAAAACUAUAAAACAUUCGUAUUUCCAGAAACAUGUUUCACUGCAGUUACAGCAUACCAAAAUCAUAGGAUAACUCAAUUAAAAAUAGCAAGCAACCCAUUUGCGAAAGGUUUUCGAGAUUGCGAUUCAGAUGAGUGUAGCUCGGAAGUUAUGACGCAGCUUCAACUUGGUCAACAAGCGCCAACGCAGAGGCAACGGUCCAAAAAUACUCAGAACAAAGAUGAUAGCAGUCCACAUCACACACCCAUAGAUUCAGCCUCGACUCCUCCUACACUGCAACAAUUAUCACCAGUGACAUCAAUCGACCUCAAAUAUCAACAACAGCACCCCCAGACAUCUUCACUUACAUCUUUUACCAGUCCGCAACAUCAAACUCCUUCUGCUCUUGGAAGUCCAUAUGCAGGAGAUCUUUGCAGCUAUGGACCGAUUCAUUCAUCCCAUCAUCAUCUCACAAGUCCAUAUUCUACAAGUCCUUAUGACAAAUAUUCAAGGACGAGUCCAGGGUCGAUGCAACCUCCUGGUGUUUAUCCUGCGAGCAGACCUUAUAGUAUGACCCAACAACCGACUGCUGCCUCGCCUUACCAUCAGGGAUUUUAUGGUCAGGUCACCAGGGCAACUCUUGGUGGAUAUGUACACGACUAUGCUCCGAGAUAA